UGUUCAUUAACUGCAGACAGCCCUUGUGAUUGUUACAUUGCUCUGCUGCUUAACUUAUUUGGUACAGCAAUUUGCCUGAAAAUAUAUGACACUGUACCUUCUUAAUUUCUUGAUUGGUCCGUUGCACUGAGUGAUAACGACCUUCACACACGGCUUUCUCCUAACUGAGGGAGACCAUGUCCAGGUCAAGAAUGAGUUGUGCUUGUCUCCUGCCAUUAGUAUAUCUUCUCCUUGGAGUAGACGGAUAUUGCCAGUACAGAUGGAUGCGAUGCUACUCAAACUCGAUGAGUUUGGCAGACAUGGUGUUUGUAGAGUCGUACUUUUAUAAUAAAUUGGAAUUUUUAGUAUUUAACAGCACCGUUGGUAGGUAUGUCGGCUAUUCAGAUUAUGGCAAGGCUCUAGCACGUGAAAAGAAUGAAGAUGAACACCUUCUGCCUUAUGAGCGGGGCUCUGUGGACAGACUCUGCAAAGUCAAUGCUCUUGUCUACAAAAGCCAUGGAAUGGACAAAAAAAUUGAGCCCAGCGUGAAUCUGAAUUUGGUGAGGCCAGUCAGUAGCAAUCAACUCGCCAUGCUGAUGUGCAGUGCCUACAACUUCUACCCACGAAUGAUCCGUGUGACCUGGUACAGAGACGGCCAGAAGGUGACCAGUGAUGUCUCAGCCACGGAGGAGCUGGCGGAUGGAGACUGGUACUACCAGAUCCACUCCCACCUGGAGUUCACCCCCAAAGCUGGAGAGAAGAUCUCCUGUGUGGUGGAGCACGCCAGCUUCAAGGAGCCCAGGGAGUUUGUCUGGGACUCCUCCAUGCCCAAGGCUGAGAGGAAUAAGAUCGCCAUUGGGGCUGCUGGCCUGCUGCUGGGACUGGUGGUCUGUGCUGCUGGACUGCUCUACUACAGGAAGACAUCAAGAGGGUGGAUAUUGGCUCGUCCUAGAUCAACCCUUACUUAUUGACGGCAUAAUUCAUGUUCCUCCUCAUCCUCCGGUGCUUCCUUCAUUGGCGC
This is a messenger RNA of Clupea harengus (Atlantic herring), 1000 nucleotides long. Its product is annotated as rano class II histocompatibility antigen, A beta chain-like. Gene Ontology annotation, cellular component: membrane; MHC class II protein complex. The coding region runs from base 177 to 950 and encodes 257 amino acids. Gene Ontology annotation, biological process: antigen processing and presentation; immune response. Lineage: Eukaryota; Metazoa; Chordata; Actinopteri; Clupeiformes; Clupeidae. The record is from RefSeq and is a predicted model, not a curated record. The transcript has 5 exons.